UGUUUACACGUUGCAAUAUAUAAGGUACCAGAGUUUUCAAGUCUUUAUUCGACGCAGUAUUUAUGAAUUUCAAGUUUAAUAUUCAUUAUGCUGCUGUUGGUAUGGCUCUCCAUCGUUGGGGCGGCUUUUGCCUCAGAACAGAACCUGAUAUUAAUGGUUCCCACCUUCAUCCAACCCGGGUCCAACUUCAGUGUAGAGAUCCAUAGCAAGGCCUUGAGAUGGGACAUACCUCUCCUCGGAGCAAUACUGGAUGGUAACGGCAGAACUGUGGGCUCUGCAAGUACAACUGUUCCAUCAAAUGGAGUGGCUCAUAUGCGGAUAAAGGUACCAAAAGGCAUAUCGCAAACAGCUGACCACAUCUUUACCUGCCGACCGUCAACCCAAGAUUUUAAGAUGGAACCUGUUGAACAACAUUUGGUCUUCAGAAAGGAUGAGUAUUUCUUCAUCCAGACAGACAAAUUCAUCUACAAGGGGGGACAGACAGUGAGAUUUCGGAUAAUUUCGUUGAAUGAAUACCUGCUGCCAUCUACAUCGAGCCUGAACAUUACUGUUCGGGAUCCUAAUGGACAAAAGGUCAACGAAUGGAUCCAAGCAACCCCAACUAAAGGAGUGUUCUCUGAGACCAUUAGACUUGUUGAUCAGCCAUCAUUCGGCAUAUGGUCCAUUGUGUCAUCUGAUGGGAUAAAAGUAGCAACUGCCAACAUUAAAGUGACCAACUUCUAUCUACCUAAAUUCGAAGUGAAGGUUCAGUCCGAAAACCAAGCUUCGUAUGCCCUCUUGACAGACGCUUCCGUGGAUGUGAAGGUCUCAGCAAAGUACACCUUUGGUAAAGAUGUUCAAGGAAAUGUGUCCAUAGUCGGUCUUUUGCAGUCCUGGGACAUACCAACAUACCAUGGCCGCAGAUUUCCUUUGAUAAAAGAUGGACCCCAAAAUCUGACCUCAGGAGAGGCUGUGUUUAGCAUUCCUAUGUCCCGGAUCCUACAGAUGCAGUCCUUCCUGGGUGCUCCCCUUUCAACAGACUCCCUGAUUAUCGACGCCUACGUGGAGGAGUCAGGGAUCACAAUGAAUGGUUCCGGGUCCAUCUCUCUCUAUGAAACAUCGGUUAUCUUGAAACUCACUACGCCACACAAGUACUACAAGCCUGGUUUGCCGUUCAUAUUUCAGACAACGAUCACACAGCCCGACGGAAGUCCUCUUAAAUCUCAAGACCAGAAAGCGCAGCUUACCAUUAUUACUAACAGAAAUUCAACAAAGAUGUCCUUUACUCCUUCAAUGAGUGGUAUUGAUGGCCACAAAGUAGACAUCCCCAUUGGUACAAACUCUCUGUUUCUGGAGGUGGAAUACAACGGGCUGGUGGAAGGUUUGAAACCACAAUCCUUCAUGUCUCCUUGGAACAACUUCUUGGAAAUCCUCCCUGUCACGAAUGAAAUACAGGCUGGAACUCUCCUAAACCUGACCGUUCUUUCAAACAAGCCUAUGCCUGAUCUACGUUACCAGAUCUUUGUUCGAGACGAAUCCGUGGAGGAUGGGAUAUUUCAUAGUAAUAAUAAAAGCAUGACGACUAUGGCGAUUCCCGUCACACAGCUGAUGUUUCCCAGAGCCCAUGUCCUCGUCUACUACUUCCUCGACGACGGAAGAGCUGUGGGAGACAUAACGUCAUUUGACGUGGGGAACUCUGCCAAGAACAAGUUGAAGGUGGAGUUCAGUAAAAGUCAGACCCGUCCCGGGGACACCGUCAGCCUCCAAGCCAACGGCCCUGCGGGGGCUACCGUCUACAUUACAGCCGUCGACAAGAGUGUUCUCAUCUUGGGCAAUACUAACGAAAUGACACGAUCAAGAUAUACCAACAAAUUGCUGGAACAUGACGUCACACCGGAUGACAGAACCAUGGAUGAUAUGUUGACGCAUGAGGGCAUACAGAUUUUGGUUCGCCAAGCAGACAUCGACGAAUGCAACUCCAACCCUUGUAUCCAUGGAGGCACGUGCAGUGAUAGACUCCCUGGUUACAACUGUGACUGCCCUAUUGACGUCACAGGGAAGAACUGUGAGAGCUUCAUGGGGUGUCGCAUCAUCCCUUGUCAACAUGGCGGUACAUGUCAUCACAUCAACUAUGACCCCUGGUACACCUGCACAUGCCCUCAACUGAUCACCGGGAAGAACUGUGAACAUGUGACAGAAUGCUUCACGUUGCCCUGCCAACAUGGUGGAAGCUGUGUAGUGACCUCCUCGGGACACAUCUGCCAUUGUAACCAGUACAUUGAAGGGGUUAACUGUGAAACGAUUACCGAGUGUUUUCAUCAGCCCUGUCAGAACAAUGGAACAUGUGUCGUGUUGCCAUCAGGGCACAGAUGCCAGUGUCCACAAUACAUUGAGGGUGACCACUGUCAGCUGGUGACAGACUGUUAUUCUCGACCUUGUCUAAACGGAGGUACCUGCCAGGUGACGUCAUUGGGGUACACCUGCGUUUGCUCUAGGGCCAACACUGGAAUGAACUGUGAAUCUUUCACAGGACUUCCAGCAGCAGCAUCUACCGCUUUCCCAACUGGGUCCCCAAGUCGUGGACAAUCUGGCCUUCCAACGGCAUUGCCCGGCCAGACAGUCUUUGGUCCAGCAACAGCUUCGCCUAUGGCAGGUCAGUCUGGAUUUCCAACAGCUUCUCAGCCUACGCCAGGCCCUUCUGGAUUUCCAACAUCGAGCACUGGGGAUGUCCUCGUCGACAGGACAAGGGGACGGACCAAUUUCGUUGAUACCCUGCUGUGGACCAAUGCCACCCUAGGGUCGACGGGCAGUGUGGACAUCCCCGUCCAACUGGGGGACACGGUGACGACAUGGGUGGCGAGUGCCUUUGCUAUGAGCUCAAUGUAUGGACUAAGCAUUACGUCAGGAUACACCGAGAUUCUCUCGUCUUUAAAGUUUUUUGUGUCGCUUGUCACACCUGAUCAUAUUAUUUCCGGAGAAAAGAUAUAUCUCCAACCGGUUGUCUACAACUACAUGGGAUCGGAAACUCCGGUUACACUCAUCAUUGAAAAUUCUGUCAGCAAGGACAAUGUUUACAGAAAUGGCCAGAUCAAACAUGGAGAGAGCUUGUCAUUUGACGUACCUACAUCCUUCACAGUGCUUGGUACAGUGACAGUGAAAGUAACAGCUGUGAGCUUACUUGGCAACAGCCGAGAUACGGUCAUUAAGGAGAUACAAGUGAAGCCACAAGGAGCACCCCAGGAUUAUAAUUUCCCAGUGAUAAUCGACCUGACCUCCACUUCAUCUGUUCCCACGGUUGUCGAUGUCGUUUUACCAGCUACCGUUGUCAAGGGGUCAGUGAAAAUCAAAGCCAAAUUAUCAGGUGAGAUCCUGGCUUCCAGUAUCCACGGUCUGGGCCAGUUACUGACCUUCCCUUCCGGUUGUGGUGAGCAGACGAUGAUCGGGCUGUCUCCAGACAUUUACAUAGCAAAGUAUCUCACGGCCACUGGACAGAUGACACCUGCCCUCAAAGACAAGAUAGUCAACUAUAUCAAACAAGGGUAUCAGAACGAGCUUAUAUAUCAGCUUCAUGACGGCUCCUUCUCCACCUUCACAUAUGAUAACAUCGGGAGUACAUGGUUGACUGCCUUUGUCAUAGAAUCGUUCAAGGAGGCCAAAUCCUUUACUUUCGUCAGUGAUGACGUCAUUAUCCGUGCAUUGGAUUGGUUGAUGGGCCAGCAGAACAGUGAUGGUUCUUUCCGGGAACCUCAUACUCUCUACCAUAAGGAUAUGCAGGGUGGAACCAAAUCAACAGUUGCUCUCACAGCCUAUAUAACAGUAGCUUUGGAAGCUAGUAAAACCUUUGACAGGGAAUCACGAAGAUCCAUCGCAGAUGCCCUUAAGCUAGCCCUCCGCUACCUCCAGUCGCAAUACACCAGCCUUGACGACAACCAUGCCCACGCCCUCGCUCUCACAGCAUACGCAUCCACCAUCACUGGAACCAGUUUCAGCAGCCACAUAGUAAACCAGCUGAACGCCAUUGCUCAUGUUGAUGGUCAAGUAAAAUACUGGACGGCAAGUAAGACUACCACUGUCCCAAAACGAGAACCGUGGAAGGACGAACAGCGAUUUAGUCGACCAAUCGACAUUGAGACUUCCGCCUUCGCUCUUCUCACCCACACAGCCAGGGGGGAACUCGGGGAGGGGCUCAAGGUCAUGAAGUGGAUUGUCCAGCAGAGGAACCCCAAUGGAGGUUUCACAUCAACACAGGACACUGUGGUGGCGCUGAAAGCCCUGUCUGAGUUCCACACUGCCUUACACCAGGCCCAGUCCUCGCCACACCCGCUCAACAUCGCAACAACCAUAACCACUACUGGCUUCAGCAAGAGCUUUCAGAUUGAUGACACCAACAAAGAUGUCCUUCACGAACUUGAGCUGCCGGUUGACAGUGGUUCAGUCAACGUAACAGCAACUGGUUCAGGACUCGGUGUUGUCGAGGUGGCAGUUUUCUACAAUGUUAAUGCACCGGAAGGCAACUCGGCGUUUGAUCUUAUCGUCACUGUAAUCAAACAAAGUGUGCAGUCAGUAACAGUGCACAUCUGCGCCAGAUGGAACCUGGCAGGGUCCAGUGGUAUGGCCGUUAUCCGGGCGGGUAUUCCUACGGGGUUCGAACCCGAUGUCGGACUCAUCAAAGACACCUACAAUCUCAAAAAGAAGGAAUAUAAAUCAGGAAAUGUUGACCUCUACUUUGAACAGAUCGGGGGCAGUCAAACAUGCGUUGAUGUCAUAGCCAACAGAGUCGGGAUGACCGUCAAUACGCAGAAGUCAGUAGUCCUGCUCUUUGACUACUACAACCCGGUGAAUCACCGGACUGUGUUCUACAUGUCUUCUGUCCUCAACGAGGCCACGCCCUGCGAUAUUUGCCCGACCUGCGCCGGUUGUGGGAAUCUGAUUAUCGGGAAGUAGGUGAUCGAAGCGCAAGGAAUACCCUGACCACAACACUUGUGUACACUAACUUACCAAUAAAUAAUCGAGCAUA
Messenger RNA from Haliotis rubra (blacklip abalone), 4996 nucleotides. RefSeq names its product CD109 antigen-like. Gene Ontology annotation, cellular component: extracellular region. Gene Ontology annotation, molecular function: endopeptidase inhibitor activity; calcium ion binding. The coding region runs from base 88 to 4923 and encodes 1611 amino acids. The record is from RefSeq and is a predicted model, not a curated record. The transcript has 42 exons. Lineage: Eukaryota; Metazoa; Mollusca; Gastropoda; Lepetellida; Haliotidae.